CAGAACCCAACGGCCAUGAGAAGGAGCAUGUAGCCGCUGCGUUGCACUGAAAAACAACAAGUACCGUGUUUUAACUGAGCUAUUUUAACUGUUUCGUACGACUGCAUGUUUUUAUAAGCCCUCGGCUCACAGAUUCGUCACUGCAAAUGGGAGUCCCGGCGUUUUUCCGAUGGCUGAGCCGGAAAUACGCUUCGAUCGUCGUUCACUGUGUGGAGGAGAAGGGAAAAGAAUGUAAUGGAGUCCGUAUUCCUGUGGACACGACCAAGCCCAACCCCAACGAGGUGGAAUUUGACAACUUGUACUUGGACAUGAACGGGAUCAUUCACCCAUGUUCACAUCCAGAAGACAGACCUGCUCCCAAAAAUGAAGAUGAGAUGAUGGUCCUCAUUUUCGAGUACAUCGACCGCCUGUUUAAUAUCGUGCGGCCCCGGAGAGUUCUUUACAUGGCCAUCGAUGGAGUGGCUCCACGUGCCAAAAUGAACCAGCAGCGCUCUCGGCGUUUCCGUGCCUCCAAAGAAGGAGUGGAGCUGACGGAUGAGAAGAAUCGCAUGAGGGAGGAGAUCAUCGAGAAAGGGGGUUAUCUUCCAGCUGAGCAGAUUAAGGAACGAUUUGACAGCAACUGCAUCACUCCAGGAACAGAGUUCAUGGACAACCUGGCGCAGUGUCUCCGAUACUACGUCGCAGACAGACUCACCAAUGAUCCCGGAUGGAAGAACGUCACAGUCAUCUUGUCUGAUGCCAGUGUUCCAGGCGAAGGUGAACACAAGAUUAUGGACUACAUCAGGAAACAGAGAGCUCAACCCCACCACGACCCCAACACACACCACUGCCUGUGUGGAGCCGAUGCUGACCUGAUCAUGUUGGGCCUGGCCACACACGAGCCAAACUUCACCAUCAUCAGAGAGGAGUUCAAACCCAACAAGCCGCGGCCCUGUGCACUGUGCAACCAGAUGGGACACGAAAUCAAAGACUGUCAGGGGGCGGCCAGAGAGAAACAGGGAGAGCACGAUGAGUUUGCUGACAAGAUGCCGGUGUCUGAGACGGAGUUCAUAUUCAUCAGACUGUGUGUGCUGCGGGAGUACCUCGCCAGAGAGCUGACCAUGCCCGGCCUGCCGUUUCCCUACGACUUCGAGAGAACCAUCGACGACUGGGUUUUCAUGUGCUUCUUUGUUGGCAACGACUUUCUGCCUCAUCUGCCGUCCUUAGAAAUCAGGGAGGGAGCCAUAGAUCGGCUGGUUGGCAUCUACAAAGACGUUGUGCAAAAAACAGGAGGCUACCUGACGGAGAACGGCUACGUGAAGCUGGAGCGAGUCGAGCUGAUCAUGCAGGCGGUGGGCGUGGCCGAGGACAACAUCUUCAAGAAGCGCAAACAGGACGAUGAAGGCUUCAAGAGAAGAAUGAAGGAGAAACGAAAGAGGAUGAAGGCGGAGAAGCGCGGCCCCGCCUACCUGACCACUGGUCAGUUUGCCCCACAGGCCCUGGGGCGAAGAGACCGACCCGAUGCCGUCCAGAACGCACGCCACCAGGCCUACGACAUGAGAAUGCAACCCAACAAGGAUGCUGCUCAGUCUCUGAAGGCCAUGAUGAAGAAUGGAGGCAACUCUUCUGCAGGACCCAGUGACACAGACGGCAAGGGAGUGAAGAGGAAAGCCGAGGACAGCGACAGCGAGCCGGAGCCUGAAGACAACGUCAGGUUGUGGGAGGACGGCUGGAAGCAGAGAUACUACAAGACCAAGUUUGACGUGGACGUGUCAGAUGAUGAUUUCAGGAAGAGGGUGGUGAAGUCGUACGUGGAGGGUCUCUGCUGGGUGCUGCGCUACUACUACCAGGGCUGUGCCUCCUGGAAGUGGUACUUCCCCUUCCAUUACGCACCGUUCGCCUCCGACUUCAAAGACAUCAAAGAGAUGUUCACCGAUUUCGAGACAGACACAAAACCGUUUAAGCCACUGGAACAGCUGAUGGGAGUGUUUCCUGCUGCCAGCGGCAACUUCCUGCCUGACACAUGGCGGAACCUCAUGAGCAGCCCGGAAUCUUCCAUCAUUGACUUCUACCCCGACGACUUCGCCAUCGAUCUCAACGGCAAGAAAUACGCUUGGCAGGGUGUGGCCUUGUUACCCUUUGUGGAUGAACGUCGGUUGAGGUCGGCUCUGGCGGACGUCUACCCAGACCUCUCAACUGAGGAAGUGAAAAGAAACAGCCUGGGGAGCGACGUGUUGUUUCUCAGCAAAUCUCACCCGCUGUUCGACUUCAUCCAUGAACUCUACCGCACUGAAGCUCAGGAGGGAACUGAGAUCCCUGCAGAGCUGUGUCAUGGAAUCCAAGGUGAAUUAAAUCUUGAUGACAACCCGAUUCUCCCAGAUAUCACAGUGACGUCACCCAUCCCGACGCUGAGGGACAUUUCAGUGAACAGCUCGAUCGGAGUGAAGUUCAAGGAUCCGAAGUUCGCAGAAGGCUUCGUGUUCAAGGCGGUUCUCCUGCCUGAAGCCAAGAUGCCCAAUAAGGUCCUGAAACCAGGCGACUGGGAGAGAGGGAACAGGGAACCAUGGCGCCCGCAGCUCGGCUUCAACCAGAACAGGCAGAAAGCGAACCUGGACCAGUCGUCCUUCAGGGCUCUGGGUCACAGCAUGAACAGAAACCAGCGCGGUGGAGGUGGAGGACAGUACAGCAGCGCAGCGCCACCCAACAGCUACCAAGGAAACUACCGUGCUCCACAGAGCGGCGGCCAUCAGCCUUUCCAACAUUCCAGGCAGAACAGUUUGCUGGGAGCGCCUCCCUCCUCGUACCAGUCCCAGUCCCAGUAUCCAAGGAACCACCACCAGCAGCAGCAGCAGUCGUACGGUGGAGGCGGGGGGGGGCAUGGCUGGGAUCGGACCAUGCAAUCGCAGCAGUCGGCGUAUCAGCAGAACAUGAACCGCGGGCGGGGGGGCGGUGGUACCGGCGGCAGCCAGGGCAGCUACCAGCAGCGCUACGACAACCGCAGAGACGACUGGAACGACCGCAGGGACACCUGGGGGGGGCAGCAGCAGCAGCAGGGCCAAGGCUCCGGCAGAGGUUACCCUCCUCCUCCUCCCGCCAGGAGACAGAACUGGAAUUAGACAGGAAACUAGCGAUGGACUGUUGGGACGGGGACGGGGACAUUUUUAGGAGACACUUCUUUUUCAUUUUAUUGUCUUGUACAAUUGUUUUUUUUUUUUCUUUUUAUCCUACUUUAAAAAACAACUUCUUGUGUAACUUGUGAUUUUUAAGAGAAACCGCCUGUAACACUGAAUACAAGUGAGUUGAGGACAAAGUGUCCUGCUGUGUUUACUUUUGAGAGAAAUCUCCAAAACAGUCCAUGUGUUUUACCUUAGAGAUAAAAUGAUGAAAUAAAAGAAUAACAUGA
This is a messenger RNA of Platichthys flesus (European flounder), 3382 nucleotides long. It is a transcript of the gene xrn2, whose product is annotated as 5'-3' exoribonuclease 2. Gene Ontology annotation, cellular component: nucleus. The transcript is spliced from 31 exons. Gene Ontology annotation, biological process: nuclear-transcribed mRNA catabolic process. The coding region runs from base 147 to 3095 and encodes 982 amino acids. NCBI's taxonomy places the organism in Eukaryota, Metazoa, Chordata, Actinopteri, Pleuronectiformes, Pleuronectidae. Gene Ontology annotation, molecular function: RNA binding; 5'-3' RNA exonuclease activity. The record is from RefSeq and is a predicted model, not a curated record.